Messenger RNA from Fusarium mangiferae, 378 nucleotides. RefSeq lists its product as uncharacterized. Bases 1 to 378 code for a protein of 125 amino acids. NCBI's taxonomy places the organism in Eukaryota, Fungi, Ascomycota, Sordariomycetes, Hypocreales, Nectriaceae. The record is from RefSeq and is a predicted model, not a curated record. The transcript has a single exon.
AUGCUGUACCGCGGAAAGGACAAGUACGGUUGGACAUUUACCUUUAAUCUUCCAAACACAGGGCAGCCCGUUCCAAUGACUUGGAGUAAGGACAACAGCGUGGCUAUAGACGGUAUGAAAGCUUCUCGUUUAAGCGAUAAUAACUUCAAGCUGCUGGAUCCAAAUGGCCAGCUCAUGGCAGUCUUUACAAGCCACACCAUGAGCUUGCGUCUCAGUGCCGUUGGAACCUUACAGAUCAACAUGGAUCUCGGCCCCAUGUUUGAGUAUGCCGUCAUCACAACUUUGCUGUCUAUCUACGAUUUUCAGAAGCGCGAGGAAGACAGUCGAUCAAGUAGUGCCAGCACUGCGGGCGCCGCUGCCGCCAGUAGUUGUUGUUGA